AUGGUAACUAUUUUUUACUUAAUCUAUCUAUCUAUUUAUCUAUCUAUCUAUCUAUCUAUCUAUCUAUCUAUCUAUCUAUCUAGCAUACAUAUUUCAUUAUCUAUCUAUCUAUCUAUCUAUCUAUCUGUCUGUCUCUUUCUAAACAUGUCUUUAUAUUUAAAACUAUCUGUCUCAUGCUAUGUCUUUAUAUUUAAAAACAUCUAUCUAUCUAUCUAUCUAUCUAUCUUGAUCUCUCUAUUUCUCUCCCACUAUCGUCUUUUUAUUCUCUCAUGUCAUAUCUCCCUUCGACUCUUUUUUUCUUUCCAAACUUUCUCUCUUUCUCUCCUUCUCUCUUUCGCUCUCUUUCCUAAUUUGUUUACUUUCUCAUUCUUCCUCAUUCCCAUAAUUCCCUUUUUUUUCUCUCUCACAUAUGUUUCAUUUUAUUUUCUUCCUCUCUUUUCCUUGCUCUUUUCAAUGUCGUGUUUACGAUGGGGAGUGUUAAAAGUCCUCUGGUCACAUGCGAGCUAUAUAUCUGAUCUCGACCUGAUCCGCCCUCCCCCUCUCUCUCUCUCUCUCUCUCUCUCUCUCUCUCUCUGUUUAUAUUCACCUGUGUAUAUGUUAUUUACUUUCAGUUUCUAUAACAAUUAA
This is a messenger RNA of Acanthosepion pharaonis, 627 nucleotides long. NCBI's taxonomy places the organism in Eukaryota, Metazoa, Mollusca, Cephalopoda, Sepiida, Sepiidae. The record is from the annotation of a GenBank genome assembly.